ACCUUUUGUAAAGUAUCCCUUUACAACUUGACAGACGUGUAAAUUCACACUUCUGCCUAAAAUGCUGUUAUACUGAAGAGUUUUGAGAGGAAGCAGAUUACUGAUGUUCUCCAUCACAAAAAAUGGACUGGUAUACUAGUGUGAGGAUUUUGGUGUUAGUCAUCACAGUCGCCCUCAGAAUUUCCCACAACAGCAAACACCUUCUCAAGCCCACUCUUAUAAAGCAAUUUCUUCGUCAAAACAGUCUCAUAAAGGAAAAGGGUAAGCACUCUUUGCAGUGUCUCUUCAAAAGCGCUGAAUGUUUUGAAGCGUAUUGUUGACAGCCCCUAGAUUGUCUUUGUGUUAAUUGAUCUGCUAGCAGACAGCACUCUCGCCCUCCCUCCUCUGUCUUGCGCCGUCUCCCUUUAUAUCCUGCCAUCCGCUGUUUUCCUUUCAGGAUGAGAGUGGCUUUGCUCGACAGUGUCUCUAAAGGUGGAUGAGACUGGCAUACUUGCAACACCUGUAAGGGUUAUCGGCCUGCCCAAUAGGCGAUCGCUACUCUGACAGCAAGCAACCAACCCGUGAAGGUUUUGUUGCAGGGAACAGGACAUUGCUUUUGUCUUUGCCUAAGUGUCCUGAAGCACAGCACUUCUUUUUGUGUCUGCUCUCGAUACGAUCCUCUUCUCUAUAAGAGCACCAAAGCUAAAGAGCUUGAAUGAGGACAACGUCUUUACUUUUGGCAUCUAUUCGCACAGGUGUCACAUCUGAAGAAUGUUUCUUUUUAAUUGUGGAUCAUUUACGAAGGCCUUUGCCAUCGUUCAGACUCUAGUUUUGGUUCUGUUUGACAUUUGUUGGGUGCUUGGAAGUAAUGCAUCUUUGACAGCCACUGCAUCUAUGUCACGGUAUCAAAUUCAAUCGGUGUGACCUGUUUGGGUAAGGCAACACCGGACUGGGUGGCAACAGAGACACAUGUCCCUGCAAUAAGAGUAGAUCUUUCUUUACAGAGAAGACAAGUCCACACCACUUUACAGUGGUGCAAGACCAACUUCUACCAUCUGGAUGUAGCCUGUGAUGGUGGUGCCCUUACUGAAGUUCAAUCAAUCCCAUGUGGGUGAGUUGAGACAAGUGCCAGCAGUUCUUUAAUUAUUCAUCACUUCAAAGAAAGACCAGACGAAAGUGAGCACGACUGUCCGAGAAACCAAAAGAUGGACUAGAAUGCGGCUGAACAAAACUUUGUUCCAAGAAAUUUGAAAGACAAAACUGAGAAGUCUGGCAAGGAUCUUUUUAAGGAGGACUGACCAAGACUUUUUGCGGAGGAUUUGCAAAUGUGAUGAGACCAAAAAACGGACUAGCAUGCACCUGAACAAAACUUUGCUUUGAGAAAUUUGAAAAAGACAAAACCGAGAGGUCUGGCAAGGAACUUUCAAAGAAGGACUGACCUAGACUUCUUGCUAAGGAUUGACAAACGUGCCGACCUCUGUAGGCAAGGAGGGCUGAAGCUAUUAUCUAUAGUUGGAGCACCUGCAAGCGGAAAAGUGUCGUCGAGGUUGUGGCCCGAGGAGGCGUGGUACUCAGAGGGUGGCGAGAUGGUGAACACAGGUAUGCAGCUGAUCAGCUUCACCUGUGCUGUGACAGGUUGGGUGAUGGCUAUAGCAGUGACUGCACUGCCCCAGUGGAAGGUCACGGCCUUCAUAGGCAGCAACAUCUUGACCUCCGAAAUUGUUUGGCAGGGCAUCUGGAUGAACUGCAUCUACCAGACCACUGGCCAUAUGCAGUGUAAGACCUACGACUCCAUGCUGGCUCUACCGCCUGAUAUCCAGGCAGCACGGGCACUGAUGUGCAUUGCUAUCUUCUUGGGCUGGUUGUCCUGCACCGUUUCUUGCUGUGGAAUGAAGUGCACCACCUGUGCCGGGGAUGAUCGCCAUGCCAAGGCUGGCAUAGCGCUGUCCGGUGGGGUGCUCUUCAUCCUGACGGGCCUGUGCAUCCUAGUGCCGGUUUCCUGGACAGCGAACACUGUGGUGCAGGACUUCUACAACCCCAAUGUUCCCCUCCAGCACAAGCAGGAGCUGGGUCAGGCCAUUUACCUGGGAUGGGCAGCAGCAGUGAUUCUUAUGAUCAGCGGGGCGGUGCUGAGUAGUACCUGUCCACACAUCGAGAGAGGAGGGUACAGACGUGGGUACAUAGGUCGUAGUUUAGCAAAUUCAAGGCCUUCUGCUCCAGAUCCGCCGAAGUCAAUCACCACCAGUACCCUGCCUCUUAAGGAGUAUGUAUGAUAAAGAUAAAUUAAAGCAAAUGUGGGAAGGUGUGGCUAAACAGGGAUAAUGAUUAAAUGUGCACUCAGUAAUUUUUGUUUCAAUGGACAGAUGCAUUUUGUGUCAUUGUCACUGUGGCAAUCAUGUCCACGUUUGCCAUUUGAAGUCCCAUUUAUCUGCUCCUUUUCUUUCAUUGCUCAUACAUCGGACACAUUGCUGCUGUUGACUACGGCUCCUUCAUUAUGUUGUCUGUAAUAUACAUAAUGUACUUACUGUUAUAUUGUUUGGUUUGCUUUCGUUUGGAUAUAUUUUUA
Molecule: messenger RNA, 2545 nt
Organism: Sinocyclocheilus grahami
Lineage: Eukaryota; Metazoa; Chordata; Actinopteri; Cypriniformes; Cyprinidae
Product: claudin-4-like
Exons: 1
Coding region: 1566-2252 (228 amino acids)
Cellular component (GO): bicellular tight junction; membrane
Molecular function (GO): structural molecule activity
Source: RefSeq, a predicted model, not a curated record